Messenger RNA from Micropterus dolomieu (smallmouth bass), 3342 nucleotides. RefSeq names its product protein phosphatase, Mg2+/Mn2+ dependent, 1J (gene ppm1j). Bases 233 to 1726 code for a protein of 497 amino acids. Gene Ontology annotation, molecular function: protein serine/threonine phosphatase activity. NCBI's taxonomy places the organism in Eukaryota, Metazoa, Chordata, Actinopteri, Centrarchiformes, Centrarchidae. The record is from RefSeq and is a predicted model, not a curated record. The transcript is spliced from 10 exons. Gene Ontology annotation, biological process: protein dephosphorylation.
UAGCCAUCUGCCGGAUUACAGCCCAUACGCAGCCAGUGAGGGUUUUAUUCUGUUUCAAUGAGGAAAACACCGUAUCUGCCUGUCUGAAAGCUGUCACAUGGGGCCAAGGAAGAAAAAAAAUCGCUUCCUGAAAUGAUCCUCGUCACUGGCUGUGUAUUGUUGUUGUUUUUUUCUCUCACAUCGCAUCGCGUUUAAUUUUCCGUCCGUAGCUUUUGGAUCUUCGGUGCCGAAGAUGAUCAGCAAAGUUAAAAACGCGAUGUCCACCCUGGUGGGAGGGAUGAUGCCACACGGACACCACCACCACCACAACCAUCACUCAGGUGGCGGCCAGACCUGCGGACCGGACAGCCUGCCGCCGCGCUUCCCCUACGGCCGGCCGGAUUUCUUGGACCUCACCCCGGAGCUCCUGCAGUACUCCACCGAGCACGCAUCACGGCCGGUGCUGACGUUGAAGAGAGACAGUAGGCUUCCCUGGCGGACGGGAUACGCAGAGGUGAUCAAUGCGGGGAAGAGCAUGCUGAACGAGGACCAGGCCUCCUGCGAGAAGCUGUUUGUGAAGAAGCCAAGCAGCAAACACCGCAACUCCACUAUGCUGGAGGACAACGGGGAUGGAACAGGAAUCCCUCUCCACUUUUGGGGCGUGUUUGAUGGACAUGCAGGUUCCGGAGCCGCCAUCAUGGCCUCCAAGCUUCUUCACCGCCUCAUCAGAGACCGUUUGGGAGAAAUCUGUCACCUGCUGGAGAACCCCACCAGCGCACCUCCUAUCUGCCUGGCCAAGAACGGCAGCCCGUACCAGGUGGAGACGAAGAAGGGAGCUGCACAGGAACCAGAAGACCCAGAGGCUGUCAGCGACUCUUCCGUACGCUUUCACAUGGAGAAGGUUGUCAGCUUGGAGAGCCUGGUGAUGGGAGUCAUAGAGACGGCCUUCUCACAGAUGGAUGACCUAAUUGAAAAGGAAAAACUUUCAUAUGCCAUCUCUGGUGGGUGUUGUGCCUUAGCUGCCAUUCAUUUAAUGGGGAAACUCUACGUGGCCAAUGCUGGAGAUAGCAGGGCCAUAAUCAUACGAAAUAAUGAAGUUAUUCCCAUGACCAAUGAAUUCACACCCGAGUCAGAGAGACAGCGGCUACAGUAUCUGGGCUUCCUGAGGCCAGAGCUCCUGGGUAACGAGUUCACUCACAUUGAGUUCCCUCGUAGGAUCCAGCACAGUGAGCUGGGCAAAAAGAUGCUCUACAGAGACCACACCAUGACUGGCUGGGCUUAUAAAACAAUUGUUGAAGAUGAUCUGAAAUUCCCCCUGAUAUAUGGAGAGGGUAAAAAGGCACGCGUCAUGGCGACAAUUGGAGUCACCCGUGGUCUAGGUGAUCAUGACCUGAAGGUGUACAACUCCAAUAUUUACAUCAAGCCCUUCCUCUCAUGCGUCCCUGAGGUGAAGGUUUAUAACCUGGAUGAAAACAAACAUGGCCCAGAUGACGUCUUGGUUAUGGGCACAGAUGGGUUGUGGGACGUGACAACGGACAGGGAAGUGGCAGAUGCUGUGUCAGCUUACUUAUCCUGCUGCGACCCUUCUGAUCCCAUGAGAUAUACACUGGCAGCCCAGGACCUGCUGAUGAGGUCACGAGGAGUGCUGAAAGAGCGCGGCUGGCGGCUACCCAAUGACAAACUUGGCUCAGGCGAUGACAUCACUGUGUUUGUCAUCCCACUGGCAGGGCAGGAGUUAGAGACAUGACAAGGUGCUGCAGCGACCCCUAUGACAGGGCUGACUCUUUAGGGUCCUCCCCACGGUCCAAGCUCCCUAAGCCCUGGGGAGGUGGGGAAACACCUUUGUCAUAGAGAAGACUUGGGUCUGAGCAUCACCUUCAUCAACCCAGUAGACUGGACCCAGUCCCAGCCACUUCACUUCAACCCAGUCAUGUAACAAAAGAUUUUCAGUGACAUUAUAAGAGAAGUCACAAUCUUUCUCCCAGCUGUUUGUGACGGUUGACAGUGAAAAUUAAACCCUUGUAGUAUUUUUGUUUCCUGUUUAUCUUCAAGGCUGAACCGCGACUCAAUACUUUGAAUGGAUUGUUAAUUUUCAUGUCAUGCCGUGAAUGUGACUCCCUUUCGUUAAACAUAAACAAACAAAAAAAACAAGCUUUGUGCUGUUUCACAAUCAUACGUUGUAAAGGAGGUUGCAGUAAAGAAUUUGAGGAAACCAAAGAGAUGCCGUUGUGGCAUAAGGAUGGAAACCUCUAAAAUAAAUACAUAAAUGAUAAACAAAAAAAAUCUCUAGAUUCAUGUCUGUACAUUAAAGAAGCAUGUAGGAUGUAAAAACAGAGGAACGGACCUUUUUCAGCACUUAAACAGAAUCGGUUGGGUUUGUAUCGCUGUACUUCCUUUAUUAAUAAUGAAUGAAUGACGACACCUUAGUAGGGCUGCAACUAAUGAUUCUAUUCAUUAUCAAUUAAUCUCUCGAUUAUUUUCUCAAUUAAUCCAUUAGUUGUUAGGUCCAGAAAAUGACGAUCAGUGUUUCCCAAAGCCCAAGGGGAUGCCCUCAAAUGUCUCCUUUUGUUGACAACCCAAAUAUAUUCAGUUUACUGUCAUAGAGAAGUAAGGAAACCAGAAAAUGUGUACAUUUGAAAAGCUGAAAUCAGAAAAUGUUUUCUUGUUUGUUUUUUUCUUUAAAAAAGGUCUCAAAGCUAUUAAUUGAUUAUCAUAAUAGUUGGCAAUUAAUUUAAUAGUUGACAACGAAUUGAUUAAUCGGCUAUUGGUUGCAGCUCUACACCUUAGGCAUUGUUGCACACGCUCUGUGGUAGCCUGUUGACUUGUGACAUAUUUCUAUUGAAUGUGAUAUUUUUUUGCCAUUACAGUGAAGAGAACAGAAGUUUAUACUUGUGUUCUUUAAAACACAUUUUAAAAACAACAUGAAGGAACAGGAUCAUUUGUUUAAUUUAACUACAUGUUUUCAUUGUUUAACCUUAGUAGGAGAAAGUUAUUUGUUCUCGGUAUAGUAAGAUGUGAUAAACUUCACACAUAUGCCUUAUUGAGAGGUGAAAGGGACUCGAGAGUUUUUUUUGUCCGAUGCACUAAAUUUGAUCCUUGUAGAAGAAGUGGCAAAGAACAUUGUGUGCCCUUAAAUGUACUGUAUACCUCUUUGGUACCAUUUUUGGUAUGUCAUGUUUAUUUAGAUUAUCCAUAUAUUUUUGAAUACAACUGUGGUUGUAAGCAGUAUCAGAAGUUUUAUUUUUAUGUUUCUAUCCAUUGCAGUUUGUUUAGAGAGAUGGUGUGUCCUAGAAUAUGAGCUACCAAAAUGUGAGGUAGAGGGAUAAUGUGUACGAGUUUAGAAAUAAAUCUGAUUUUUUCCCA